CCCAGAGAUCUUUCAGUACUGAUCUCUUCUGCAGUACAAACAUUACUUUUGUAGAGGGUCUUAUUUUUCUCUUUUUUUAAAUUCCUGUUAUUUUAUUUAAUAUCUGGAAAGUGUGACACCAGCUACCAAGGCAUCCCACUCUUCUUUCAUACCCCUGGAUCUUUUUCUUCUUUCUUUCUCUGGGACCCCAAACUUUCUCAAUCUGGUACUUUCUUGAUCGAGAGCGCCAUCCUUCCCCUCUCUUUCCUGCCCCUUCUGUUUCUUUUUCUGGCUAUGCACCAUGCUGUCCUCCCCUACAGUGAUCCUUCAGCCCUACGGACUCCCUGUUUACCCCCAGACAGCUUCCUGCUACCCCAGCCUAGUACAGGGAGCCGCCGCCCAAGAGGCGGGGCCAGGCAGUGGUGACCCUUCACUUCCUCAGGUCUAUGCCCCACCCCCUUCAUAUGCCCCACCUGGUCAAGCUCCACCCACAUCUGCUGCCAGGCUCCCACCCCUCGAUUUCAGCUCGGCUCAUCCCAGCUCUGAAUAUCCCGAUCAUCAUCAUUUGAGGGUCUACCAGGGCCCUCAGCAGGAGUUACAGGAGUCUGUAACUGCCAAUAACACGGACAAUACUUUGGCUCCCGUAACAUCUGACCCGCAGUCUCUUAGUGUUUCCGUGGCAACUGGGAGUGGUACGAGUGGAAGUGAGACAGAGGGAGGUGGCAAGGCCCAGCCUAAAAGACUUCAUGUGUCAAACAUUCCUUUUAGGUUUCGUGAUCCAGACCUCAGGCAAAUGUUUGGGCAAUUUGGCAAAAUUCUAGAUGUGGAGAUCAUUUUUAAUGAGAGAGGAUCAAAGGGUUUUGGAUUCGUGACAUUUGAGAGUGCAGUGGAAGCAGACCGAGCAAGAGAGAAGCUGAACGGAACGAUCGUCGAGGGAAGAAAGAUUGAGGUGAACAAUGCCACAGCCAGGGUUGUCACAAAGAAACCUCAGACACCUUUAGUAAAUGCUGCUGGGUGGAAGAUAAAUCCAGUAAUGGGUGCCAUGUAUGCUCCUGAACUUUACACAGUCGCCAGCUUCCCUUAUCCUAUGCCCACGCCAACCUUGGCCUACAGAGGCUCCACACUCCGUGGUCGUGGGCGAGCAGUCUACAAUACCAUUCGGUCGGCUGCAGCAGCGACAGCCACACCCACCGCGGUACCAGCCUAUCCAGGUGUUGUAUAUCAGGAUGGAUUGUAUGGUGCAGAGGUCUAUGGAGGAUAUUCAGCCACAUAUAGGGUAGCGCAGUCUGCCUCAGCCGCUACAGCAGCCACAUACAGUGAUGGAUAUGGAAGAGUCUACACCACAGCAACAGACCCCUACCAUCACUCAGUUGGACCUACCACAACUUAUGGAGUUGGAACAAUGGCAAGUUUGUAUCGCGGAGGUUACAACCGUUUCACCCCAUACUAAACUGAAAGACUCAACUCACUGACUUGCAACCCACUUCCACCAAGAUGUUUUGAAAAAUGAUGAGACCUCCUUUUUCCUGUUCCAAUCCUAAACUGUUUAUGAUUGUAAAUACUGUGGCUCACAUCUUAUUUAUUGGAUGAAUCCAUUCUGAGAAUAUGCAGAAGUGUAUUUGUUGACUUUUAUUUAAGUCUGAAAGGAAACAAUACUUAAACCAAC
Messenger RNA from Misgurnus anguillicaudatus (oriental weatherfish), 1645 nucleotides. It is a transcript of the gene rbfox1l, whose product is annotated as RNA binding fox-1 homolog 1, like. Lineage: Eukaryota; Metazoa; Chordata; Actinopteri; Cypriniformes; Cobitidae. Gene Ontology annotation, biological process: nervous system development; regulation of alternative mRNA splicing, via spliceosome. Gene Ontology annotation, molecular function: mRNA binding. The record is from RefSeq and is a predicted model, not a curated record. Gene Ontology annotation, cellular component: nucleus; cytoplasm.